This is a messenger RNA of Triticum urartu, 658 nucleotides long. NCBI's taxonomy places the organism in Eukaryota, Viridiplantae, Streptophyta, Magnoliopsida, Poales, Poaceae. The record is from RefSeq and is a predicted model, not a curated record.
UCUGAAUUCUCUACCAGCUCGAAGUCGUCGACCGCACGCAACAGUUGGCUAUCCACGUACACGCGAGGAGGAGAUGGGGAGGUCGAUGAGGGGUCUCCUCGCCGUCGUGGCGUUCGCGGCGGUGCUGAGGCUCGGGCUCGUCGGCGCGAACUUCGCCGACCUGUGCGACAUCACAUGGGAGCCGCAGAACGCCGCGAUGACGGACGGAGGGGAGCACCUCACGCUCUCCCUCGUCAGCAACAUCUCAGGCAGUAUGCUCCGGACCAAGAAGACGUUCAUCUACGGCAGCAUCUCCACCUUGAUCAAGCUGGUCAAGGGAAACUCGGCCGGCACCGUCACCACCUACUACACGUCGUCGGUGGGCGACGACCACGACGAGAUCGACUUCGAGUUCCUGGGCAACGAGACGGGCCAGCCCUACACCAUCCACACCAACGUGUUCGCCGACGGCGUGGGCGCCAAGGAGGUGCAGUUCUACCCCUGGUUCGACCCCACCGCCGACUUCCACAACUACACCAUCUUCUGGAACCCCUCCAUGAUCGUGUGGUUUGUGGACAGCAUCCCGAUCCGCGUGUUCCGCAACUACGCGAGCAAGGGCGUGCCGUUCCCGACGAAGCGGCCGAUGUACGGCUUCUCCAGCAUCUGGUCGGCGGACGAC